This is a messenger RNA of Musa acuminata AAA Group (dessert banana), 780 nucleotides long. RefSeq lists its product as uncharacterized. The coding region runs from base 302 to 598 and encodes 98 amino acids. The transcript has 3 exons. NCBI's taxonomy places the organism in Eukaryota, Viridiplantae, Streptophyta, Magnoliopsida, Zingiberales, Musaceae. The record is from RefSeq and is a predicted model, not a curated record.
GUCUCGUGGCGGCCCUUCCUUUUCCGGAUCCCCACCCACGACAAGUCUCUCUCUCUCUCUCUGGAUCCCCUUCGUUCCUUCCCCAUCGCUCGCGCUCGCACAUCAGUGACGCUCGCUCGAAAGCUUUUCGCACGCCUCUGCAAGUAGAUCAAGAAACAUGUUGCUCUUUGAUGAUUGCGGCAGAAAGCUGUUUGGUCGUUUCAUCUUUCCGAUUCAUUAAGUUAUUCUGAUCGGACGAUCUCCAUCUCCACCUUCCUUUCUUGUUUCUUAGAUUUCUGCUGUGGCCAUCUGUAUCUCCGCAAUGAGUUUAGCUUGUCUUGUGUGCCAUAGCAUGGAUAGUCCAUCACGAUCCUUUAGGAGUUACUCUGUCUCAAGUUCAGAAGAUGAGGGCCGAUGUGCUGCAGUUACCUGCUUAAUUCGGAAGGUCACCGUCGCCACUGGGACGGCUAAUGCCAUUUCAACAUCCAAAGUGACACCAUUCCCCUUGAUGGCAACGGGUCAAGGAAUGGCAGGAACUCCACGCCUCCUCCGAAGCCGAGCUGUGAGUAGGGACCUAGUUAGAGACUGGAAUUUUGAUCAACUUCAUGUGGAGGGCUAGAGGUGUAGAAGGGCUUAUCAGUAUUCCUUGAGAGGGAUAGAUUGUUAGUUUGGCCACUGUUGUAUAUUUCAUGUUGGACAUAUCUAAGUCCUGCUACGUUGCUUUUCUUACACUGGUUUCUUGUUCUAUAUGAUGACUUGGUGCAGGUAUUAAUCAAAUAAUGUAUGCUAAUCUGUUCAAUA